UCAGAAGGUUGCCGUCGAGGUUGAUCGAUCCCUUGUUUUGCAAAUUUGGACGUCUCUCUUGCUCCAUUUUUCUGGGAAGGCUCUUGAAAUCGACUUUGAUAAAAUGCGAGGAGGUUACUGAGAAAGUAGGGAUGCGAGGUGAAGUUUGCUUCGAUUGCCUCGAGCAACGGAUCAAGUCAGACUUCUCCGACCAGAUCGUCUUCUCUUACGGCCUCUCCGAUUCUCCGCUUCCUUUUGGAUCCUCCGCCGUCGUUCAGGUUUCUGAUUCUAGCCGAGAAUUCUCUGCUUCUGCUUUUGAUUCUACUUCCUCCCAGUUCAUUUUGGAGUAUCUCCGCAAGGAAGAACAUGGUUGCUUGGCCAACUACGUGUAUGGUCAAAAAUGUGGAAAUUCAAAUGAUGCUGUUGAAUGUGAUGAGUAUUUGGAUUGCUCACCCACUGGCUCUGAGGCUACUAAAGAUGAUGACAGAGAUUUAGUCACAGAGGACAUUACUUGUGGAAGUGUUACUUGCGAGAUUUCAGGUACUUUUUCAUGCUGGAGAAAGAUAGCUGCACUUUUACCUAUUGCUCAGAUUAGCAGAUGUUCUGCCUCUGGUCUUCAAAAGCUUGCUUCUAGUUUCCUUUCUGAAUGCCCGGAAGAUCAAAUUUUAGCCUCUCUGCAUCGCCUGAUUGAUGGAGAGUCAUCUGGACAAGAAACCCAAAGUUUCCUUCGUCUUCUUGGGUUACCGUUGUUAGAGGAGAAAAGCAAGUUUCAAUGUCUCAGGCAUCCAAAUCUAUCACCGGUCUUAGGAUUUUUGACAUCAUCUGAUUGUUUGGUCUCAGUGCUCCCCAAAGCCCCGUAUACGUUGGAAAAUAUUCUCUACUACAGCCCCGGUGCUAUAAAGUCAGAAUGGCAUAGAAAUUUUAUAAUAUAUCAGCUCUUGUCUGCGUUAGCUCACUUGCAUGAGUUGAAGGUUUCCCAUGGGGAUAUUCGUCCGUCAAACAUAUUCUUGUCCGACUCAUUAUGGAGUUGGUUAAAGAUCUAUAGCAAGCCUGAUCUAGGUUCUGGAGAUGCCAAUUCGUCUGCUUCAAUAAGAAGGUGGUGUGUAGAGGGUUGUUAUUCUUCUGGCCUUUAUGCUGAUCUUCAAAUUUCUUCACAUUUAGACUGGCAGACUAUCUUUGAUAAAUGGUGGAGGGGAGAGGUAAGCAAUUUUGAGUAUUUACUCUUCUUAAACAAACUAGCAGGUCGAAGGUGGGGCGACCACACAUUCCAUCCAGUAAUGCCAUGGGUUAUAGAUUUCAGCAAAAAACCUGAUAAUGAUAGUGACUCAGGCUGGCGGGAUUUAAGAAAAAGCAAAUGGAGAUUGGCAAAAGGAGAUGAACAGUUAGAUUUUACCUAUUCGACAUUUGAGAUUCCGCAUCAUGUCUCAGAUGAAUGUCUGUCUGAGUUGGCUGUUUGCAGCUACAAAGCAAGGAGACUACCACUGAGCGUCCUGCGAAAGGCAGUUCGGUCCGUUUACGAACCUAAUGAGUAUCCUUCUGACAUGCAAAGGCUUUAUGAUUGGACUCCUGACGAGUGCAUCCCUGAGUUUUACUGCGAUUCCCGCAUCUUUUGCUCCCUUCAUCCUAGUAUGUCUGAUUUGGCCGUUCCUCCAUGGGCAAGCAGCCCCGAGGAGUUCAUUAGAUUGCAUCGAGAUGCUCUGGAAAGCCCUCAUGUUUCUUCUCUAAUACAUCACUGGAUUGAUAUUACUUUUGGUUACAAAAUGUCGGGACAGGCUGCUAUUACUGCAAAGAAUGUUAUGUUGUCUUCAUCUGAGCUGACUGUACCAAGGUCGGUUGGACGCCGUCAGCUCUUUUUUCGGCCUCAUCCGGUGCGCCUGCGUUUCUCCCGCGAGAAGGAACAAAGUAGAAAUGAACUAGAAAUGCAUACGUUUCAUGGCUUUGGGGUGGACCACAAGAGGUCCGUCAUCCUCGAAGCUGGAGAGUAUUUGGAAGAAACUGAAGAGGCAUCUGCAUUCUCUGAACAUGCAUCACAUCUAAGUCCAAAAUAUCACCUUCAUCGAAACUUGGAUGAGUCUCAUUUGCAUGAAUCUUACAGUGAAAACAUUAACAAAGCUGAUACUAUUCUCCCUGGAACUUCAAAAAACAAAUGUCUACCAUCCGAUAUAAGUUUGAAUUAUCUUCUGGAGCAUAUAGAGGUGAGAGACGAAGCUUCUAUGGAACUUCAGGAGUUGUUGCUUUGGCGGCAAGAUUUCUGCCCAGGAAACUUUUCCAAGGACAUCGCAGGAGAUAUUUUCUCUAUUGGCUGUGUCUUGGCGGAACUUUAUUUGAUGAAGCCGCUAUUUAACUCAUCGUCUCUGGCUACUUAUUUAGAAGGUGGUGGCUUACCUGAAUUGAUCAAGGAACUUCCUCCUCCUACUAAGAUACUUGUGGAAGCAUGCAUUGAACACGAUUGGAGAAGGAGGCCCUCAGCAAAGAGUCUUUUGGAAUCUCCGUAUUUCUCAGCUGCAGUGAAGUCAGCUUACUUAUUUGCUGCUCCACUUCACCUUUUGGCCAAGGGUGGAACACGCUUGUAUUAUGCUGCUAGUUUUGCCAAACAGGGGGCCUUAAAAGCAAUGGGAACAUUUGUGGCAGAGAUGUGUGCUGUGUACUGUUUGCCACUGGUGACGACACAUUUAUCUGACCACGAUUGUGAAUCUGCUUAUGUACUUAUCAAGGAGUUCACAAAAUCUUUGACUCCGAUGGCUGUGCAGAGACUUGUCAUGCCUUGUAUCCAGAAGAUCUUACUGACGACAGGUUACUCGCAUUUGAAAGUUUCUCUUCUUCAAGAUUCGUUUGUGCGGGAACUAUGGAAUCGUAUUGGAAAGAGAGUAUAUCUUGAAAUGAUUCAUCCUCUUGUCAUAUCAAACUUGUAUAACUCUCCGGACAAGAUUUCGGCUUCUGCAGCUUCUGUGUUGCUGAUUGGUUCCAGCGAAGAGCUUGGUGCCCCUGUUACAGUCCAUCAGACUAUACUGCCUCUGAUCAAUUACUUCGGAAAAGGAAUAUGUACUGAUGGGAUUGAUGUGCUGGUUAGAAUUGGGAGACUGUUGGGCGUGAACUUCAUUGUCAAACAGAUGCUGCCAUUGCUUGAACAUGUUGUUUUCUUCUGUAUCAAUCUUUCUUCUAUGAAAAAACCAGAGCCUGUUCAUAGCUGGUGUUCUUUAGCUCUGACUGAUUGCUUAAUCACACUCGAUGGUCUAGUUGCUCUUAUAUCAGACGAGUUGCUCAUACAUGAGCUGACCAAAGGUCGGUUGUGCCUACAUGUAAGAGUUCUUAUGCAGAAAAAUAUAGAGUUGCGGGUCCUUCAGUUUGCUGCAACUUCCCUGAUGUUAAUUUGCCAGCGGAUUGGACAAGAGUUGACUGCAUUGCAUGUUCUUCCGCAGUUGAAGGAGCUUUUUGAUGAGUUUGCUUUCUCUGAGAAAAGUACAGAUUCAUCGGACUCUUUAAACUGGAAGAUCAGGACUACCGAACAGAAUUUCCAUCCAGAAUCUCCAAUCAAAAGUCAUAUGGAUCUUGUGUUGCUUCUCUAUCCUUCGUUCGCCGCACUUCUUGGUAUGGAGAAAUUACGUCAGGGUUGUCCAACCUGGCUACUACUCGAGCAAUAUCUGCUAAAGCAUCAUAACUGGAAGUGGGAAUACACAGGACGAUCUUCACGGUAUAAUAUGGAAGCUAGGCCUGUGUUAAACAAGGGCCCUGCACCUAUGCACACUCCUUCUAAGAAACAGCUCAACGGAUCUGGACGGUCGGUUCCCCAGUCGCAGGGGUUAAGAAAUUCCAAUCACUUACAAGGCCCAGUUGAAGGACAAGAAGCAGUCUUAAACCCUUUGGUGCAUGAGCCCUGGUCAUGGUUUCCUAGUCCAGUAGCUUGUUGGGAUGGGCUUGACAUUGGGCGUUUUGGAAACCCCAAAGAUGAGCAGCGAUGGAAAAUUAGAGCAUCUGUUUUGUCUUCUGCUCAUGCCCAUCACGGAGCUCUAAGAUCUUUAGUGGUUUCUGAAGAUGAGUGUACAGUUUUCACCUCAGGUAUUGAUCCAGGGUUCAAGGGAAGUGUUCAGAAGUGGGAACUAGCAAGCUUAAGUUGUGUAUCUGGUUAUCAUGCCCAUGAAGAGGUUGUUAAUGACAUUAGUAUUCUGUCAGCCACCGGAAAGAUAGCAUCUUGCGACGGUACUAUACAUGUGUGGAACAGCCAAACCGGGAAACUGAUAUCUUUGUUCUCAGAGUCACCUACGGAUCAAGAUCAAGCUUCAUCAAAAAGUCAUUCCAAUCAGUGUAAUCGACAUGGAUUAUCAAGUGGGAUAUUCGAUGGGAACUUGUAUACAUGUAUGCAUUAUUUAGAAUACAUGGAUCAGCUCGUUGUCGGAACUGGAUCCGGUGCCCUCAGGUUCAUCGAUCUAGCACGAGGCCAGAAGCUUCAACUUUGGGGAGGAGAACCUGUUGAAUCUGGGUUUACUUCUCUCGUAUCUGCUCUUUGUUCCGGAGGGUCUCAAACAAAACAUGGAGACGGAGUUUCAGUAUCACCUUCUUGGAUUGCAGCUGGUUUUAGUUCUGGUCAGUGUAGGCUAUUUGAUUUGAGGGAAAGUGGUGUCAUUUCCGCCUGGAGAGCUCACGAUGGAUAUGUGACUAAGUUAGCAGCACCUGAGAGCCAUUUACUUGUUUCCAGCUCUCUUGACAAAACUGUACGGAUAUGGGACUUGAGGAAGAGCUGGACACCACAACCUUUUGUUAUCAAAGGACACAACGACGGUGUUUCGAGUUUCUCCAUCUGGGGGAAAGACGUUAUCUCCAUCUCAAGAAACAACAUCGGGAUUUUCUCACUGUCAAAGUCUCAAGACGAGGAGGAGCAACAUCAGCAGCAGCGGAUUAUACCACAGAAACUGUACAUGGCGGAGAAGGGAGGAAGAAUCAGCUCGGAUCUAUCGACCAUUUGUGUUUUACCUUUCUCCAGACUGUUCAUCGUUGGAGCACACGAUGGUUACAUGAGAAUCUGUUGUUGAAAUUAUAUACAUACUAUACACCAUAUAAUUGGUUUUACAUAGUCUACUGCCUCUCUCUGUUUUAAAAUCUGUUUUAAAAUUUAUGUUUUGGACAGUGCCAAGGACGGUCACUGAUAUGAUUGUAAUGAAAGGAGACAAAGAGGAAUGGUUUAUCAAUGGCGCUAAUGAGCAAUGACUAAUGUAUUUUUUU
This is a messenger RNA of Eutrema salsugineum, 5196 nucleotides long. Its product is annotated as protein GFS12. The record is from RefSeq and is a predicted model, not a curated record. Bases 132 to 5006 code for a protein of 1624 amino acids. Gene Ontology annotation, molecular function: protein kinase activity; protein binding; ATP binding. Gene Ontology annotation, biological process: protein phosphorylation. Lineage: Eukaryota; Viridiplantae; Streptophyta; Magnoliopsida; Brassicales; Brassicaceae. The transcript has 15 exons.